Messenger RNA from Helianthus annuus (common sunflower), 1188 nucleotides. Its product is annotated as bidirectional sugar transporter SWEET2. Gene Ontology annotation, molecular function: sugar transmembrane transporter activity. Gene Ontology annotation, cellular component: membrane. The transcript is spliced from 6 exons. Lineage: Eukaryota; Viridiplantae; Streptophyta; Magnoliopsida; Asterales; Asteraceae. The coding region runs from base 197 to 904 and encodes 235 amino acids. The record is from RefSeq and is a predicted model, not a curated record. Gene Ontology annotation, biological process: carbohydrate transport.
AGGGUACUAUAUACGACACACAUGAUGAACAAACAAUCACUGGACCACUGAAUCCUCUAACUCGUAAAAUAAAAUUAAUUCCUUUGAAUCGAAUUUGCUACCAGUUGUUGUAGCGAUCAACGAAAACAAACAAAAAUUUGGAUUAUUCAGUUACACGAAGAAGAUCAUCAAAGAAGAAGUUCAAGAGUUACUGCAAAUGGCUGCUUUGAGUUCACCUCAAACGUUUGAGGCUUACAAGCAGGCUGCUGGAGUUGCUGGGAACAUAUUUGCUUUUGGGCUCUUUGUGUCACCAAUACCAACCUUUCGAAGAAUUAUCAGAAACAAAUCAACCGAACAAUUCUCAGGAAUCCCAUACAUCUACGCCCUCUUGAACUGCUUAAUCUGUGCAUGGUACGGCUGCCCCUUCAUAUCAUACGAUAACUUGUUAGUUACGACAGUUAAUUCAGUUGGUGCGGUUUUCCAACUGUCAUACAUAAUUAUCUACAUAACCCAUGCUGAGAAAACCAAAAAGUUCAAGAUGUCGGCAUUACUGCUAGCAGUAUUCGGUUUAUUUGCAGCCAUUGCGAUUGGGAGUUUGCUUGUUACUGAUCUUGAACUUAGGCAUUUGAUUAUCGGGUUUUUAAGCUGCGCGACGCUGAUAUCAAUGUUUGCCUCACCACUGUCUGUAAUGAAUGUAGUGAUCCAGACUAGGAGUGUUGAAUUCAUGCCGUUUUACCUCUCACUCUCCACUUUCUUGAUGAGCACCGCGUUUUUGUUAUAUGGAUUAUUCAAUUACGACCCAUUCAUUUAUGUUCCAAAUGGCAUAGGAACUGUCCUAGGAAUUGGACAGUUGGCUUUGUAUUUCUACUACAAUGAUAAAUCAAAACAAGGAAACAGAGAACCGUUAAUCGAAUCGCUUGCGUAACAAUUUCAUGUUCAUAUCUUUCAUAGGAAAUCAAUCAAACCCACAUCAAUAAUUUGCUUAUGUGAACUUGAUUGGUUCUUGAGUUUGAUCUCUGAUUAUCAUUAAAGAAUUGGUGAGGAAUUGUCAUGUUUGUGUCAAUAUGUGAAUUUUGUAGUCCAGUUGUGCAUUUGUUUGUUUGUGAAGAUGAAGUCUGUGACAUCUUUGUUAUAUCUUUGUUUCCAUUUUGUCUUGUAUCCCAAAGUUGUGAAUUUGUAAGUUUUGAAAUUUAGUGCAUUGAUGAUGAA